Messenger RNA from Desarmillaria tabescens, 624 nucleotides. RefSeq lists its product as uncharacterized. NCBI's taxonomy places the organism in Eukaryota, Fungi, Basidiomycota, Agaricomycetes, Agaricales, Physalacriaceae. Bases 1 to 624 code for a protein of 207 amino acids. The record is from RefSeq and is a predicted model, not a curated record. The transcript has a single exon.
AUGGCACCGUUUACCCAUUUGAAAGGGGUUGCUCCAUUUGCUCAGGGGCUCCCGAUUCAGGGCAAUAAAAAGGCAACUGCUAUUUCCACUGAGUUGCCGUCUAUUCAUUCUAAAAAUAUUGCUGACCUUUUGGGGGAUCUGGAAAGCCCCCUUACUAGCAUUGCGAGCCUCUUGCCUGACAUCAGCAUGAGAAGCUCGGGCCCUGUCUCUGUAGAUGAGAAGAGAUUAUCCUCAUGGCCCAUGAAGGAGGAGUCCCUUGCCUCUGAGGAUUUCGACCUUUCUGGUCAUUAUGGCAGUCAUGUUACUGCAAAUGAGCCGACUUCCACGAGUUUUGCAACCACGUUUGAUGUAGAUCUUCUUGAUUUGCAAGAAGAUUCAGUUGUUCUCCAUCCUAGCGAUAUUGAGGGAUGGGAGACAGUAGGAAAGACAAAGGGUAGAUGUACCCCUUCCCCAGACCCCAGUUCGAAGCCCACUGGGUUUAGCGCUAGCUCAAAGAAUAGAUUUGAUGUUCUUUCAGAUUCCGAUUCGGAUGAGAAAAAGGUUGCUAUUGACAAUACAGUUAAGUUUGUUCACGAUGUGCAUCAGAAACACUUCGAGAAGCAACUCCUCAAUAUUUGGAAAUGA